AUGUACAUACACAGAAAUACACACGCACAGACACAUGUACAUACACAGACACAUGUACAUACAUGCACAGACACAUGUACAUACAUGCACACACACAUGUACAAACAGACACAUGUACGUACAUACACACACAGACACAUGUACACACACAUACAUGUACAUACACACGGACACAUGUACAGUUACACACAGACACAUGUACAUGCAUACACACACACACGCUGUUAAACACACACAGCCCUAUAAAAAGUUGCAGUACUGCGUUGUUCACUCACAGAGCUGGGUACUGCACUCUAGGGGGAGGCAGAGAGCACAUCACACACUCCUUCCUUUGCUUUCACUGCGCUCAGCUAUUGAGCAGUCUGACAGCUCCCAGUGCCAAUGACAGAUCCGGUCUGAGCUCCGUGCCUGCUCAGCAAGACGGCCCUGGGGACACACUCGCCCCCACCAUAAUUUCCACUCGCCAUUGGCGAGCAGACGAGUGGAAAUUUCAAGGCCUGGUCUAGAGGAUGCAUAUUU
This is a messenger RNA of Staurois parvus, 519 nucleotides long. NCBI's taxonomy places the organism in Eukaryota, Metazoa, Chordata, Amphibia, Anura, Ranidae. The record is from the annotation of a GenBank genome assembly.